Messenger RNA from Odontomachus brunneus, 5605 nucleotides. Its product is annotated as zinc transporter foi-like. Bases 354 to 2747 code for a protein of 797 amino acids. Gene Ontology annotation, molecular function: zinc ion transmembrane transporter activity. The record is from RefSeq and is a predicted model, not a curated record. Gene Ontology annotation, biological process: zinc ion import across plasma membrane; intracellular zinc ion homeostasis. NCBI's taxonomy places the organism in Eukaryota, Metazoa, Arthropoda, Insecta, Hymenoptera, Formicidae. The transcript is spliced from 12 exons. Gene Ontology annotation, cellular component: membrane.
UCCAUCAUCGGCAGUCCAUGCGCAACCUCGUCACACUACGUCCGCUACGUUCAGAGUGUGUACUUGUUGCUUACGCGUGGUGCAGUUCACGGGCGCUGCUAACCACGGGCCAGGCUAGCAGCUAACCAGCCAGCCAGCCAGUUAGUCGGACAGACUGACAGACAGACAGACAGAGACGAGGGAAGGAAGCAAGGUGGGAAGAGAGAAGCGGCCGGUCGUCGACAGAGAAAGAAGAGUGGAGAGAAAGGAGACGCACGAGACGCACACCGGUGUCGCCCGACGACUCUUCGCAACGUGCUUCUUGUUGCUCGCGUGGACUUCACGAGCCCCCCGUAAGCCGGAGACUCAUCGUCAUGUCACAUCACAUCGUCACCGUCUGUGUGGUGUGCGUGCUGUGCGCUGCGCAUGUCCCCUGCUCGGCGCACACGGACUUAUCAGCCGCGGUGGUGAACACAGUGCUGCACAAUUCGACAAAUACCAGAAACGAUUCUUCGAAUUUGAAGGCGCACGGCCAACCGUUGUGGACGUUAGAAAGACACAAAGAGGAGAUGGCGUACUCGAAGGAGCGGGACAAAUCGUACGUGAAUAGUUUCAGUAGCAAUAAUAAGCGCGACGUUGUGCGGUACAACGAUACAACGAGGCGUAUUAUUAACGGUAAUAAUAAUAACGCCCGAAUGAACGGCGACGCCAUAGCGAACGAUGAUACCUAUGUUAAGAAGAAGAUAGCGAAGAAUUUCAAAGGCGGCGGGAGCGCGAGGAUACAACAACAGCGACAACAGACGUUGACGAACGAAAACACGUCGUCCGCCGACGACUCGAGGGAUACAGAGCUCUUGAAGCGACUCGCGCAGACCGAGUGGCUGUUGGCUUCCAAGCUCACACGAUUUAAGGAGGACUCGCGUACCGUUAAUACUUCUAGAUUAAAAAGGGAUGUAGCUGUAGACGAGAGGUACUUCAUGAAGAAGAUCUUCGAGGCCUACGGGGAUGGAACGAGCUUAACUAUGGGCGGCUUCGAGAAACUCGUUCGCAAGCUGGGUCUACUAAGGUUAUUGAACGAUAUAUCUACACUAGAGGAUGAUAGCGUCGACAGGAGUAUGCGUAAGAAUCAAUUAGAUAGUAAUAAGAAUUUUCCAAAUAAAGGCCUACAGGAUACAGAUAGUAAGAACGACAAAGAAAGGUGUUUAAAUAGUGAAGAGUUGUUGCGCACUGUCGCCCAAGACACACAUUACUCUACCAUCAAUAAUAACACCACAACAUUGCCUGGCUGGCUUUUCGAGCGCGUGUGUCCGAUCCUCGUGUAUCAAUUGACGGCCGAAUCCAGUUCGGAGAGAAAUGGCUGUAUAAGGGUACCUGAAAAUUACAAAUCCGAUAAUUACGAUCGAAUGGCGGUCGAUAACUUUUACACCAUGGAGGAUUCGCGCAAUACCAUGCAAGUUUGGCUCUAUUCGACAAUUAGCAUUGUCAUAAUUAGCCUUAGCGGGCUACUUGGCGUAGCAGUAAUUCCAAUUAUGGGAAAGACCUAUUACAAUCAUGUACUACAAUUUCUAGUCGCCCUGGCCGUAGGUACUUUAACCGGUGAUGCCUUUAUCCAUCUCUUACCACAUGCAAUGAUGUCGCCUCACCAUCAUGAGCACGAUGAGCAUCACGAGCACGAGGAUGAGCACGAGCAUCACCAUAGGAGCAAUGUUUUACCGUUCGAUCACGAGGCGCAACAUAAUAUGAACAUGUGGAAAGGGCUAGUCGCAAUGAUGGGCUUCGUAUUGUUCUUCUUCACCGAGAAAGCAUUAACCAUGUUGGCCGAAUGGCGAAAACAUCGGCAACGUCGUAACAAGCUGCCUACACGCGUGCGAGUAAUGAGGGAAACUGAUGGACCGAACAGCAACGUUGUCGGUGAGAAGCUGUGCAAACACAAAUAUUCGUCGUAUCCGUAUUGCUAUGGCGAAAUCGCCAAUGAGACUCAAGAUAAUCAUCACAAUCGCCAAAACAAUCAUCACGAGAGGCCUCCUAUUAUCGAGGAGGAGAAACCAUUGACGUCCAACUGUAAUUCUGUUACUAAAAUCGUGACAAGUGAUACGGAGAAGAAUCCGAAGGAAGAUUGGAGAUUGGACGACUCAAUCGUUAAUAAUUCCAAGAAGAAUGUGGAUGGUGUCGAUAUAUCUCUAAACGAGUCAGAAAGCUACACUGUCAUCAUACGCGAACACGAAACUAAGCAUCAUGGACACAGUCAUUCGCAUGGUCAUGUACAUUCUGCACCCGAAUCUAUGUCUAGCGUGGCUUGGAUGGUAGUAAUGGGCGACGGUUUACAUAAUUUCACGGACGGCAUGGCGAUCGGUGCUGCUUUCUCAGCUAACAUCGCGGGUGGAUUUUCAACCGCUAUUGCAGUCUUUUGUCACGAGUUGCCUCACGAGCUUGGCGAUUUUGCGGUGCUGCUAAAAGCGGGAAUGAGUGCCAAACAGGCAGUUUUUUAUAAUUUAUUAUCCUCGGUGCUCUGUUUUUUUGGCAUGAUAGCCGGAGUGCUGCUGGGAAGUACUCCUGCUACGACUAGCUGGGUAUUUGCGGCUGCUGCUGGAAUAUUUAUAUACAUAGCAUUGGUAGAUAUGAUACCAGAAUUAUCAUCAAAUCAUUCCGCGGAACAUGGCUCCCGAUGGCAAAGCAUUUUACAAAGUUUAGGACUGGUAACAGGCCUUGGAAUUAUGUUACUUAUCGCACUUUACGAGCACGACCUUAAGCACAUUUUCAGUGACUAGUAAUUUUGUUUAGCUGCUCUUUUGUAUACUUAACAAUAUCAGCAGAAGCAACUCGUUUCCUCCGAAGUAAUUACUGUUUCGUGUAUACGCAAGAUAGGACAUAAUGGGAAGGUCACACGCUGGACGAAUCAUAAUUUAAACACUGCGACAAUAUUCGAUUUAGAAUUGCCGAUGCAAAUAUUUUUAGUAUUACAGAAAUAUGAUGAGUAUUAAAUCGCAAAGUAGCAAAUUUUUAAUUUUCACUAUUUUGAUAUAAUAAUUAUAAUCGAAUCGAUUGUUAUUGUUCUAUGUAGUUAUGCCUUUAAUUGUAUUUUUUAAUGGUUUUAGCUUCCGAGUUAAAAUCACGUUUUCUGUUACUUUGUAAUAAGAUUCUUAGAUAAGCGUUGCGACUAUUGGAUUUUGAUGUCAGCAGUGAGAAAUAACACGCUGAAAACUUGUCUAAUAUUUUUAAAACCCAGACAACAUAAUGUCUAAAAUCGGGACAUAAGACGCCUUAAAGAUCAUCUUUAAGAUGUCUUUCAAACGAUUUACGUAUAAAUGUCUUUAAAGCGUCUUAAAGAUUAUCUUUAAGAAGUCUUAUGUCCCGAUUUUAGACAUUAUGUUGUCUGGGAAGAUACUUAUAUAAAAUUUAUUUUAUAUUAGUAUUUUUAUAUAAAAUAAUUUUAUAUAAAAAGAUACUUAAGUGAAAGAACACUUCAGGUCGUUUGAAUAUACUUAUAAAAUGCUCUGAAAACUAUCAUUUUUCUUUAAUUGUAAAUAAAUAACUAUAAAAUUAACGCAACAUAAAAUCAUUGAUGUGACAAAACAUGACAUACAAUUUUCUUCUUUAACCUACUUCUUCAUAUUUCAUCAUGAUUUUAUCAUGUUUAUAGCUUUCAAGUAUUUUACAACAUAUUCAAGUUCUAUAGGAAAGAAUAGUUUUCAGAGUAUUUUACAAAUGUGUCUUUUAAUACAAAUUUUUUUUUUAUUUGGAAGUAGCAGCACACAAAGAUUUUGGGCAUGCGUUUUCUCACUUCUGACGUUAUCAGUCAAAAGUUCCGCGGCGUGGAACCAGGAACUUUACAUAAUAAUUCGUAUUAAAAUAUGUCAUUUGUAUCACAAAAAUAUUUUACAUGUUUUUCGAAAUCGACAUGAGUACCAUAAGCUACAAUGAGAAGAUGACAUGUUGCCUUAUGUUCAGAAAAAUUUUUUAAUUUUCUCUCUCUCUAUAUAGUAUACCGACUUAAUCAUAUUAAGAAAUUUGAAAACUAAAUGAUUUUAAAAUCCUUCUUUCUCCACGUUAUGUUCGCAAUUUAAUCUUAAUUCGUGACCCAUGUAAAAUUGUUCGUUAAUAAUUUACACGUGAAAUGUACAACAACGACACGAUUAAUACGUACAAUUUUAUAGCUGACGUGUGAAACGUAUUUUACGUUGAACUAAUUAACGUCAUGGAAACAUAAAAAUAUCUAAUCCGCUAGUAUUACUUAUCAGCUGUCUAGUAUAUAUAAUGAUAUAUGGAUAUGUUUAAAUAUUAUUUGUUUGAAGUAAAUUUUUUGUGAUAAUUUUCUGUAAAAUAAUUUUUACUCACAUAUAAAUGUAUACAUUACAAUAGAUGUAUAUCUACGUGACCACGAGAGUCUUAGUGUUGUCAGUGACGUUCUCGCAGUUUAAUUGGAUUCAUCGCGGUAUAAAAGUGAAUUAUUUAAAAAAAUAUACAUUUAAAAAAUGCGACCAUUGCAAAAUAGUUAAAUAAAUAUUCGCUAAACAUAUUUUGAUUAGUUGGAGCAUCUUUAGUACGAUUAAUUUCUGUACGAUCGCUACACUGUAUUUCCUUAUAUUUCUUUUUAUUUUUUAGGAAAGAAUGGAAUGCGCUCGCGCACUACGGUCUCAAAGAAGAUUCCUGAAAAUUUUUUCUCUCAGUAUUUCUUAGAAAAGAAUAUCGUACAUGACAAUAUUUGACAUUUACAUUUGUAUAACUUUCACACAACAUGAGUGCUUAUUUUUUCGCCAAAUAUUAAUAAUAACGAUAAUAUUAAUGAUAAUGUGGUAAUAAAGAUAAUGAUAGUAAUAAUAUAAUUUUACGAUUUUAUACAUUAUUACGUAUAUUAAAAUAUUAGGAAAUUAAAUUUUUCUCAUAUCGUUAUUCAUAUUUUACUAUUAUGAAUAUGACGUGUGCAUGUUGGGUCAAGAUAUACAUAUUUAAAGCAAGCAAAACUGUGACAUGAUUUCCAUAUUUAUCUGCUAUCAAUGACUCUGCUUUGGUCUGACUUUUAUAAAGAUACUUUUAAUUUGAUUUUUGAAGUAUAACAAGGUCGCUUACGCAUAAAUUAUGAUAUUCUAAAUCUUACGUGUAGACAAUAUAAACCAUGUAUGAGAUAUCAUCUUUAUAGACAAUGAAUAAUCUAUAAAUUUAAAGAAUUAUAUAAUUUAUGAACAUUGUACUUAAAAGUUAGAAUCCAUAUAAUUUUCUGAUUACAUUCUUACCUACAGAGAAUUAAAUGCAUCAAUCAGUUACAUAAUAAAAUAAAAAUCUCAUGCAAUUUGUUAUCUCUUCUAAACAUGAUAUUUAUAAUCAAUAUUCAAACUGUCUCAUAAUUUAAUUACUAUUUUUUGUAUAUUUUAAUAUAAUCUGUAUUUUGUAUAUUUUAAUAUAAUCUAACAUAAUUUACAUUGUCUACAUGAAAAACGACCGCGUAUACAUCACGUAGAAAAUAUGCGAACAAUUUGCGUGUACGUAAUCUUGAAAUCUAUGGCACAAUCCUAAAAUAUAGUUUAAUUUUUUGUGUUGGAUACGUCUAGCAUUUCUGACCCAGUGCAUUUAAAAUGUAAUGCUAUAACACAUACUGACUUUUUAAAAAAUUAUUACUUUAUUUUGCCAA